Messenger RNA from Arabidopsis thaliana (thale cress), 1816 nucleotides. RefSeq names its product small nuclear ribonucleoprotein associated protein B (gene smB). NCBI's taxonomy places the organism in Eukaryota, Viridiplantae, Streptophyta, Magnoliopsida, Brassicales, Brassicaceae. The record is from RefSeq and is marked reviewed. Gene Ontology annotation, molecular function: RNA binding. The transcript has a single exon. The coding region runs from base 236 to 1009 and encodes 257 amino acids. Gene Ontology annotation, cellular component: nucleus; cytoplasm.
GCAGCCCAAGUCCAAUAUGUUUGGGCCCAUAAUGAAAGUAAGCCCAUAAACAAGAGUGUAUUCAUUUAUAAACCCUAGAAAUUUCCCACUUCCCGAUUUGCACAGCCAAACCCCCCCAAUUUUGGCCUCUCGAUUUAGUUUUUUGAAACCCUAAGCUCGAUUUCGAUCCUCCGGCAUACUCGGUUUCGCCGCCGAAUCUCUGCUUGUAGCGAGUGUUACUAUUCAAUCGGCGAGAAUGUCGAUGUCGAAGAGUUCAAAGAUGCUUCAGUUCAUCAACUACAGGAUGCGAGUGACGAUCCAAGACGGAAGACAGCUCGUUGGGAAGUUCAUGGCGUUUGACCGUCACAUGAACCUCGUUCUCGGCGAUUGCGAGGAGUUUCGUAAGCUUCCACCAGCUAAAGGGAAGAAGAUCAACGAAGAGCGUGAAGAUCGCCGUACGCUAGGUUUAGUGUUGCUUAGAGGUGAAGAAGUUAUCUCAAUGACUGUCGAAGGACCACCUCCUCCUGAAGAAUCUCGUGCUAAAGCUGGCUCUGCAGCUGCUGUUGCUGGUCCAGGAAUUGGCCGUGCCGCUGGGCGUGGAGUUCCUACUGGUCCGUUAGUUCAAGCUCAGCCUGGUUUAUCUGGUCCUGUUCGUGGUGUUGGUGGACCUGCUCCGGGAAUGAUGCAGCCUCAGAUCUCUCGUCCACCACAGCUUUCAGCUCCUCCGAUUAUUCGACCUCCGGGACAGAUGUUGCCACCGCCUCCUUUUGGUGGUCAAGGUCCUCCUAUGGGAAGAGGUCCUCCACCGCCUUAUGGUAUGAGGCCACCGCCACAGCAGUUUUCUGGACCACCACCGCCUCAGUAUGGGCAAAGGCCAAUGAUUCCUCCUCCUGGUGGUAUGAUGAGAGGACCUCCUCCUCCACCUCAUGGAAUGCAAGGACCUCCUCCGCCUCGCCCUGGAAUGCCUCCUGCUCCUGGUGGUUUUGCUCCACCGCGUCCUGGCAUGCCACCACAUAAUCAGCAGCAGUGAUUAGGUUAGCAGUGAAUGAACAGGACUCUUGUCUCGGCUUUUUACUGUUUUUGUCGCUGUUUUCUUGAGAUUAUGAAGGCUUUAAGAUGUUUGAUUGAACUUCCUCAGGUUUACGGUAUCGUGCUAUCAUGUUGCCUUUCAUUGACUUUAGCCGCAAUUUCUCAUCUAUCUUAGCUUUCAAAGUUUGUAGAUUUGUUGACGAGUGAGUUGUCUUUGCCUUAUCUUCUUGUGUUUUCUUUUAAGAACGAAUCCAUUAAACUUUGUUAUGUCUUCUUAAGGUAAACAUCUAUCUUGAGGAUCGUUUUACAUUGCUAACUCUUUUGAGGUUGAAACAGCAACUUUCUUGCGCCAUUUCGAGGAACUUAAUAACAUCUUAGAAAGCUAGAAACUAAGCUAGUGAUCACAUCUGAAUCUUACUCGAACAAGGGCUAAAUCGGUUCUACUAUUGAUCACCUCUCUUGUCCUUGUUUAUGGAUUGUUUAGGUAGAAGUCAAAACCUUGUUUAGGGAGCUAUGGAUGUUGUGAUGAAUCGUGGAUACAUUCAGCUAUUUGUGAUGAAGAACUCGUCGAUCUAUAAAAAGAUUAACAAGUCACAUUACCUUGCAAUUUUGGAUAUAGUUCAAAUCUAACCAAAAUUCUGUUGGUUCAGUUUGGUUGGGUUUCACAUUCUUACAUAUGUUAAUUUUGAUGAAAUGAAAUUGUGAAUUAGUGUGGUUAGUUGAAUGGUAAGUAAUACUUGUUUAUAGUGAAUUAUUUUUCAGAACUUUCAAUUAUUCAAUAAGGCUUGGUCACUAACCAAGAUUUGAC